AUGCUACGCAAGCCUGUUCCGCUGUUACGCGGUCAAAGACGACCGUUCCACCAUCCAACCUUUUCAUACCGGACAAACCUGAGCCAGUCAUGCCCCUUUAGUUGGAAUGCGAUCCAUGAGCCGUAUGACUACACAAGAGCUCGCUUCUUGGUAAAUGAAAAUCACGAGAUGGCCAUACGCCGGGUAAAGUUCAAUAUGAGUGAGCUAGUAAAGCGUGCGGCUGAAUCAGUCGGCUUUUCACACGAUCAAUGCGUUAAUGUUGAGAGACUCCCGGAUGGCAUGUUCAAUAAAGCUUUCCUCUUCACCAUGCAGGAUGGUACACAGGUUGUAGGUAAGGUGCCAAAUCCGAAUGCCGGGCGGCCACACUACACCACAGCUAGUGAAGUGGCAACGAUGGAUUUUGUAAGCAAGCUUCAUACUACCCGCUUCACCGGUGUAAGGAAUAAGCUGAGUACUCCGGUGCCGAAGGUUUUGGCUUGGAGCUCAAACGCAAGCGAGAACCCAGUUGGUGCAGAAUACAUUAUUAUGGAGAAGGUUGGAGGUAUCCAGCUGAAUAAAGUUUGGCCACGGAUGAAUAUUAAGCAGAGAUUUGAGCUCGUCAUGACAAUAGCCAGGUAUCAAAAGGCCUGGAUGUCGAAGUCGUUCAUCCAAUAUGGGAGUCUAUAUUAUUCCAAAGACUUGCAAAGUAACAGUGGCUGCAUCCUCGUGAAUGAAGACGGGUCUCGGUUCAAAGACGACCGAUUUGCUAUCGGUCCAUCAACAGGAAGAGGGUUCCUUGACGACGGUAGGAUCGACGUGGACUUUGAUCGGGGCCCCUGGGAUAAGCUGUACGGAUACAAAUUAGCAAUUGGGUUCCGAGAACUCGCCUGUGUACAGGAAAUGCCCCAAUUACCCCGGUCAAUCCUGGGUUUAUACGGUCCCGGCACAUACCGUCGCUCACCAUCGAAGAAAAUAGCUGCUAUUCGGGACUAUCUCCGCAUGGUGCAUUUCUUCCUCCCAGCGGAUGACUCAAUAUCGUCCGCAUGCUUAUGGCACCCUGAUCUCCACGUUGCGAAUAUCUUUGUUAAUCCCGAAAAUCUAUCUGAGGUUGUAGGCAUCAUUGACUGGCAGUCUACUGAGGUUUUACCUCUUUUUGACCAUGCACGUCAGCCAUAUUUUCUUGACUAUGAUGGCCCUCCAGCAACUGGCCUCGAUCCACCGGACUUCCCGCGCGACUUUGAUCAACUCAAUCCUGACGAAAAGAUAAAGGCUGAAAGGCUUUACUUGAACAUGUCUCUCACGACUCUGUAUAGAAAGCUCACUUAUGGCAAGAAUAAGAGAUUGUUCAAAGCUAUGGAGUUUCAGCAGACAUCGAGCUUUGACAUGAUGCUAUUCGCUCAGAAUUUGCUCAUAGAUGGAGAAGCUUUGUAUCGAGCCCGGGCUAUUGAGCUUGAAGAGGAGUGGUCAUGUCUCCCGGGCGUACAGGCUUUCGGAAAUCCACCAUUUCCUUUGCAAUAUACUACCGGCGAGGUCAGAUCUAUUCACGAAGAUGCAGAUAAGGCAUCCCGAAGCAUGGAGCUGAUGCGAGGCGUGAAAGAGUCUCUGGGUGAACUGUGGCCAGAGAAAGGCAUCGUGCCGCUUGAGCGGUAUGAUGAAGCUAGGGAGCUUCUCAAGCAUGUUAAAACAGACUUGAUUAACCAGCUCGCAAAUUCCGAAGAAGAGAAAACUGGCUGGGACAAGGCAUGGCCAUUCGAUAACUGA
Aspergillus piperis CBS 112811 is the source of this 1740-nucleotide messenger RNA. Its product is annotated as phosphotransferase enzyme family protein. Bases 1 to 1740 code for a protein of 579 amino acids. Gene Ontology annotation, cellular component: mitochondrion. Lineage: Eukaryota; Fungi; Ascomycota; Eurotiomycetes; Eurotiales; Aspergillaceae. The record is from RefSeq and is a predicted model, not a curated record. The transcript has 3 exons.